Molecule: messenger RNA, 1193 nt
Organism: Lytechinus variegatus (green sea urchin)
Lineage: Eukaryota; Metazoa; Echinodermata; Echinoidea; Temnopleuroida; Toxopneustidae
Product: geranylgeranyl transferase type-2 subunit beta-like
Exons: 9
Coding region: 90-1091 (333 amino acids)
Biological process (GO): protein geranylgeranylation
Cellular component (GO): Rab-protein geranylgeranyltransferase complex
Molecular function (GO): Rab geranylgeranyltransferase activity
Source: RefSeq, a predicted model, not a curated record
CCUCUGGCAGUCUGUCCAAUAAUAAGUGAUGACGUCAUCAAGAGCAGAGGUGUUGAAAAAAUAUUGCCUGUCGUCACCAAUUUUACGAAAUGGGUACCCCCAUCAAAGAUGUAACAGUAAAACCAACAGCACCAAAGGAACUCCUCUUGGACAAACAUAUUGAAUACAUAGCCAAGUAUGGCUCUAAGAAAGAUGAUUAUGAGUAUGUGAUGACUGAAUACCUAAGGAUGAGUGGCAUGUACUGGGGUAUCACUGUCAUGGAUCUGAUGGGUCAGCUUGACCGAAUGGACAAACAGGAGAUCAUUGAAUUCAUCGUCAGCUGCCAGCAUGAAUGUGGAGGAUUUGGUGCCAGUGUUGGGCACGACCCCCAUCUUCUCUACACCUUAAGUGCAAUACAGAUUUUAGCCAUUUAUGAUGCCCUUGAUGUCAUCGAUGUUGAUAAGGUUGUUGAGUACGUCACAUCACUGCAACAAGAUGAUGGGUCAUUUGCAGGGGACAAAUGGGGUGAGGUGGACACCAGAUUUUCCUUUUGUGCUGUAGCAACAUUGUCAUUAAUGAAAAGAUUAGAAGCCUUGCCAAACAUGGAGAAAGCAGUGCAAUUUGUUGUAUCCUGUAUGAACUUUGACGGAGGAUUUGGGGUCAGACCGGGGUCCGAGUCCCAUUCUGGUCAGAUUUACUGUUGUGUUGGGUUCCUAUCCGUUACAAACAACCUUCAUUAUGUCAAUGCUGAUCUGCUAGGCUGGUGGCUGUGUGAAAGACAACUCCCGUCAGGUGGUCUGAAUGGUCGGCCUGAGAAGCUUCCAGAUGUCUGUUAUUCAUGGUGGGUCUUAGCAUCACUAAAGAUUAUCAAUAGAUUACAUUGGAUAGAUAGUAAGAAACUUAUAGGAUUUAUUCUGGCUUGCCAAGAUGAUGAGACGGGCGGCUUUGCAGACCGGCCUGGUGACAUGGUCGACCCAUUCCAUACCCUGUUUGGUAUCGCUGGUCUCUCUCUUCUUGGGAGCUACUCAGAGAAGAUCAAACCAGUCAACCCAGUCUUCUGUAUGCCUGAAUACAUAUUAGAAAGGAUAGGUGUCACUCCACAAAUCUCAUGAGACAUUCCGCCCUCUAUCCUCGCUUUUACACAGGAGUGAAAAUCUCAGUAUGGAAGGCUGAUUGAUUUGAAAUGCCAAGUCUAGUUUUGAUAAGACCUUAAA